AUGUAUAUAUAUCUCUAUUCCGGGGGCCUGAUUCCAACUCUAAGGCUUAUCCGUCUGGACGUCCGUUCCUCCCUUGUACCUGACAACCAGCCGCUUGGUGAGAUUCACGCUCAGGGAAGGGGGUUGUGAGCGAGAGCGAUGGGGGGAAAAGGUGGGGUCUCUUCGUCCCAUGACCUAAAUCAAGGACCUUCAAAAGGCUUUUGACUUCAAUUAACUCUGGGAUAAUGUUUGGCAUUACUUUGACGUUCUGUCUGUUCUGUGGUUCAUUUAAUGGGGAAAUGGCAGUGAGAGAGAUGCGAGGCCAUUGUUUGAUUGUGAUCUCCUCUCGGCUCAGUAAUACUACAUGACAGGCCUGCCUGUAUCUGGCAGAUGAAAGCGUGCUCAGUGUCACAGAAUUGAGUAAUUGUAAGAAAAAUAUGCUUGAACAUGUUGUUUAAAAAGGAUCUUUGGAGAUUAAAUUUUUUCACAGAGGAAUUGCUAUUUACGGAAUAGAUAGAAUAUUUAGUGGGGUUAAAUUGUGCAGGCUCAAUUGGUAGAGCAUGGCGCUUGUAACGCCAGGGUAGUGGGUUCGAUCCCCGGGACCACCCAUACAUAAAAAUGUAUGCACACAUGACUGUAAGUCGCUUUGGAUAAAAGCGUCUGCUAAAUGGCAUAUUAUUAUUAUUAUUAUUAUUAUUAUUAUUAUUAUAUUAUUAAGUCUCUCUUAGAACAGGCAUAAACAUCAAAAGGUGUGCUUUGGGGUAGAGUUAAUGAGAGACAAAAACCAGUCUAGAUUAAGUACUUGAGUGACUAGAUAAAAGUAGAUGAUGUUCUCAUUAACAUUUUGGGUGGAUAAGUGGGUUUUAAUAUGGAUAUUUGUCCAAAAGACGAAGAUUGAAAUCUGUUUAUGCUCACUGAGUUUAACAUGGAUUACCAUUGGUCUUUUUUUCUCUUUUGUAUUUGAACGACGGUGGGAAACAUUCUUCUUUGCAAUCUCUCAUUGAUAUCUAUUCAGCUGUACAGACAUAUGCCAGGGGCCUGUUGAAUAGAUACACAGCUGUGGCUUGGGUUGCAGGUAGCCUAGCGGUUAAGGGCGUUGGGCCAUUAACUGAAAGGUUGCUGGUUCGAAUUCCUGAGAUGUUCCCUUGAGGAAAGCACUUAAACCUAAUUGCUUCUGUAAGUCGCUCUGGAUAAGAGUGUCUGCUAAAUGACAAAAAUUAGUGUCACAAUAUGGAGGACAAAUUAAGUUGUUUUUCCAAGAGGCUUGGCUUUAACCUCUCUCCCUCUUUAUUUCUCUCACUCUCUUCCUGUUCGGUCACAGAUUCGACCAUGUCUCACACCGGAGCCCAGGGCAGCAUUGGGAGCCACCCAGCCAUGGGGCUGCGUGCCCAUAAAGUAGGUCUUUGCAGUUUCUUUACAAACUACUCUAAUAAUGCCAUCUCUAGCGAAGAUACAGCAUUUCCAGUUGUUUUAAAGGCCCAAGACAGGCAUCUUGAUCAAUGAUAUCCAUAUCAAAUCAUUAACAUAAUUAUAUUAUAGCUUAUUACAGUAAAUAACCAGACUGUGAUCUUGUCUAUCUUUUCAGAUUUACCUGUUUGAGUUUGAGAACUUCCAGGGCCGUAUGAUGGAGUGCACCACUGAGUGCCGUAACCUGUGUGAGAAGGGCUUCGAGAAGAUCGGCUCCAUCAGGGUGGAGUGUGGACCGUACGUCAUAUCUUACUUCAUCUGUUUACAUAUAUACAAAGUAUGUGGACACCCCUUCAAAUUAGUGGAUUUGGCUAUUUCAGCCACACCUGCUGCUGACAGGUGUAUAAAAUCGAGCACACAGCCAUGCAAUCUCCAUAGACAAACAUUGGCAGUAGAAUGGCCUUACUGUAGAGCUCAGUGACUUUCAAUGUGGCACUGUUAUAGGAUGCCACCUUUCCAACAAGUCAGUUCGUCAAAUUUCUGCCUUUCUAGAGCUGCCCCGGUCAACUGUAAGUGCUGUUAUUGAGAAGUGGAAACGUCUAGGAGCAACAACGGCUCAGCCGCGAAGUGGUAGGCCACACAUGCUCACAGAACGGGACCACCAAGUGCUGAAGCACGUAGCAUAUAAAAAUUGUCUGUCCUCGGUUGCAACACUCACUACGAGUUCCAAACUGCCUCUGGAAGCAACAUCAGCACAAUAACUUUUAGUCGGGAGCUUCAUGAAAUGUGUUUCCAUGGCCGAGCAGCCGCACACAAGCCUAAGAUCACCAUGCGCAAUGCCAAGUGUCGGCUGGAGUGGUGUAAAGCUCGCUGCCAUUGGACUCUGGAGCAGUGGAAACACAUUCUCUGGAGUGAUGAAUCACUCUUCACCAUCUGGCAGUCCAACGGACAAAUCUGGGUUUGGCGGAUGCCAAGAGAACGCUACCUGACCGAAUGCAUAGUGCCAACUGUAAAUUUUGGUGGAGGAGGAAUAAUUGUCUGGGGCUGUUUUUCAUGGUUCGGGCUAGGCCCCUUAGUUCCAGUGAAGGGAAAUCUUAACGCUACAGCAUACAAUGACAUUCUAGACGAUUCUGUGCUUCCAACUUUGUGGCAACAGUUUGGGGAAGGCCCUUUCCUGUUUCAGUAUGACAAUCAGUGCCCGACCUCACUAAUGCUCUUGUGGCUGAAUGGAAGCAAGUCCCCGCAGCAUUGUUCCAACCUCUAGUGGAAAGCCUUCCCAGAAGAGUGGAGGCUGUUAUAGCAGCAAAGGGGGGACCAACUCCAUAUUAAUGCCCAUUUUGGAAUGAGAUGUUCAGUGAGCAGGUGUCCACAUACAUUUGGUCAAGUAGUGUAUUAUUUGAGCCAUUAGAGUAAAGUUGUCAGCUGGAGCGUGUCCAGAAGAAAGCCUGCAGAAUAACUCUUAGCGGGUCGUACACCAGCUACCGGGAAGUCCUCUAAACCCUUGGAGUCAUGUCCUUGGACAGAAGACGGGAGCAGAUCUGCCUGACAUUUGCCGAACUCCCAAUUUGCAGACCGGCUCCCUCCUACCAGACAGCAGAUUACUGGACUGGCAACGGCUCCAUCCAACCAGACAGCAGAUUACUGGACUGGCAACCCGCAACAGCCACAAACUGAACACUCCCAUGACACGCACAGGCCGAUAUCAGAACUCUCCCAUUCCAUACUUCACUAAACUGAUCAAUGCGCACACCAUAUAGCCCAGUGGCCUUAGAAAUGCCUUCCUAAGAACUCUAAAGAUGCCUUUUUUAAAGCUGCCACCCCAAACCUUGUCGUAGUAUUGUUGUUUUGUAUAUAUUGCAUAUUUUAACAUUUUAUUAUAUUAAGUGUUUUGCUAGUUUAGGAUUUUACUACUUGAUAAUUAUAUAUGAUUGAUGUUAUGAUUGUAAAUUGGUUUACAAUUCAGUCUAUGACUGCGAGAAACCAAUAAACCUACUACUACUGCUAUUAAAGUUAUCUUAGUCCAAUAAGACACUUGAAACAUAGUUAAUUUACAACAUGCAAUCUCCAAUGAUACAUGACUGUUGCGAUGAACGUGACAUCUAACAUGAAGCUUGCAAUCACUUAGCUAUCCCUAGCCUCAAGACUUCUGAUCAUGUUUAUAAGAGAGUUGUGUUAAUUGAUUAUAAGUGUGUUAUAGUUGUGCUGUAACACUUUUAUAAUAUACCUAUACAGCUGGGUGGGCUAUGAGCAGCAGAACCUGAGCGGAGAGAUGUUCAUGCUGGAGAAGGGAGAGUACCCCCGCUGGGAUACCUGGAGCAACAGCUACAGGUGUGACCGCUUCAUGUCCGUCAGGCCCGUUCGCAUGGUGAGUCCGUCCAUUCAUUCAUCCAUCCAUCCAUCCAUCCAUCCAUCCAUCCAUCCCUCCAUUCAUUAAUUAAUUCAUUAAUUCAUUAAUUCAUUAAUUCAUUCAUUCAUUCGUUCAUUCAUUCAUUCAUUCAUUCAUUCAUUCAUUCAUUCAUCCAUCCAUCCAUCCAUCCAUCCAUCCAUCCAUCACUACAUCAAUAGUCUAGUCUAAGUGGCUUCCCCCUCUUCUGAGGGUCGUGGGUGAAUAGGUGGGUAAACUCUAUUGUGCCUACAGGACACCCAGGACCACAAGAUCUGCCUGUUUGAGUGUAAUAACUUUGAGGGCCGUAAGAUGGAGGUGUGUGAUGAGGAUAUCCCCAGUCUGUGGUCCUACGGCUUCCAGGACCGUGUGGCCAGCAUCCAGGUCACUGGUGGAACGUGAGUUGGCACAUUAACUUAUCAAUCAAUCUACCCAUCCAUUUAAUUUAAGACGUUAUUAACUUCCAUUUCUCUCUCUCAUUCUCUCCGUCCGUCUUUCUGGGUGAUAGUUGGGUUGGCUAUCAGUACCCCGGUUACCGUGGCUACCAGUACGUGUUCGAAUGUGGCAUCUUCAAGCAUUGGAACGAGUGGGGCGCCCACCAUCCCCAGAUCCAGUCCAUCCGUAGAGUGAGGGACAUGCAGACACAUCGCAGAGGCUGCUUUGAGUGGACCGCCUAGAAGGGGCCAGGCAGGCGAUGGGUCGUGGGCCAGCAAGACAGAGGGGAAGGGGCCUGGUUAGCCCUGGAGCUAACCAUCCCAGAGUCUGGAGCUCCAUCUUGGAUCUCCAUACAGCCAACAUAAGCUAACAGCUAAUAACAUAACAUCACUGGCUCCACCUCAAUCACUUACUAGCAGUACAUUCAGGGUGCGUGUACAUUGACGCACAAUCCCUGAAUGAAGACAGUGCCACCUACUGGGAAAAGGUUGUUACUGCAGUUCGCCUGCAGCUGACUUCCACAAUGCCUGAAUAUAACAAUACUGGUGAAAGUGAUAGCUGUACUCUCUGUUCCAAGACCUGAUAGAAUUAUAGCAUGAGAAGAUUUAUGAUAUUUAUGAUGGGGAUUUUAAUGGGGGAAAGGGAAUUAGUUAGCAAAGAUUUUAAUAAGUUAUAUAACUUCAUUAGUUUGUGUUCACUAGUUUGUUUCCAUAUCUGCAAACCCAUUGAUUUUAUACAUCUUACUUACUUGUUUCUUAGCUAUAUACCAAAUGAUGCCAAAUAAGCCUGUUCAUUACAAUGCUCUACCCUCCUGCAAUCUGUGAAUGAUUUUAGAGAGUAGAGAGAUACUACACACUCCACUCACUCAGUCUCUAAGCUACCAUGGACAGCCGCCAGCUUUCUGUGCUCUGUCCAUGCCCUGCAAUGAGCUCAAUCAUCCAUGGGGAGGCACUGUUUCCCAAUGUACUCUCCCCCAUGGCCACCUUCUAGUCUAGGGAUUGCACCUCAACCAUAAUUUCCCUAAUGACAUUCUACCUUCAAGGCUUCAAAGCUAUGCCCAUGACCCACUUAGUCUAGGGCAGUGAAGCUUUGCCCAUGACCCACUUAGUCUAGGGCAGUGAAGCUAUGCCCAUGACCCACUUAGUCUAGGGCAGUGAAGCUAU
Coregonus sp. 'balchen' is the source of this 5367-nucleotide messenger RNA. The record is from the annotation of a GenBank genome assembly. Lineage: Eukaryota; Metazoa; Chordata; Actinopteri; Salmoniformes; Salmonidae.